UGAAGCAGGUUACUGAGCUCUGGAUGUUCAGAGUCUGCCGUCCGCAGAGCAGCGGAGUCAUGCAUCCGUCACUUCUGGGACUCGUCUUCUGCUUGUUGCUUGGGCUGGUUGGUGGCAACCGGAAGAUGCCCAAACUUGCGGAGAGGAAGCUCUGCGCCGAUGAGGAAUGUAGCUAUCCCAUCUCUAUAGCCGUGGCGCUCUCAGACUACACCCCCCCUGACUGCCGUUUCAUCCCUAUCAGACGUGGACAGACCCUGUAUGUUUUUUCCAAGUUAAAGGGCCGUGGGCGGCUGUUUUGGCUCGGAAGUGUGCAAGGAGAUGAAUAUGGGGAGUACACAGCGAAGUUGGGGUACUUUCCAAGUUCAAUUGUUCAAGAAGAACACUAUUUAAUGCCCGGAAAAGUGGAGAUGAAAACAGACCAAUGGGAUUUCAUGUGUCACUGACGUCUCCAGCCUCAUCGGUGUCCCCACAUACCAUCGGCACAAUGGAGAAAUAACACGGGAUCUAAUAGCUACGGCUCUCGGUCAGCGUACACAGCGCUAUGUACAAUGCAUAUACAGCAUGUGUCCUAAUGCAGCUCGUCUCUUUAGCUUUCUAAUAAAGAUCUCACCAUUUUG
This is a messenger RNA of Bufo bufo (common toad), 617 nucleotides long. It is a transcript of the gene MIA, whose product is annotated as MIA SH3 domain containing. The record is from RefSeq and is a predicted model, not a curated record. NCBI's taxonomy places the organism in Eukaryota, Metazoa, Chordata, Amphibia, Anura, Bufonidae. Gene Ontology annotation, biological process: extracellular matrix organization. The transcript is spliced from 4 exons. Bases 24 to 443 code for a protein of 139 amino acids. Gene Ontology annotation, molecular function: protein binding.